AGCCGACCGGAAAGAGACGGAAGGAAAGGAGACGCCCACCUUGCUACGGUGGCCGGAAAGGAGUGGCGAAGGCGGGGCGGUAGAAUUCAUUAUUUCUGGGACUCACAGUCGUGAUGUCUUUCAAGAGAGAAGGGGACGAUUGGAGUCAACUCAAUGUGCUCAAAAAGCGAAGAGUCGGGGACCUGCUGGCUAGUUAUAUCCCGGAGGAUGAGGCGCUGAUGCUACGGGAUGGACGCUUUGCUUGUGCUAUCUGUCCCCACCGACCUGUCCUGGACACGCUGGCCAUGCUAACUGCCCACCGUGCAGGCAAGAAACAUCUGUCCAGCCUGCAACUUUUCUAUGGCAAGAAGCAGCCAGGAAAGGGAAUGGAGCAGAAUCCAAGACCGCAGAAUGAAUUGGAGAGGGAAGAGACCAAAGCGGAGGCUCCUCUGUUAACCCAGACGCGGCUGAUCACCCAGAGCGCUUUGCACAGAGCCCCUCGUUACAACAGUUGCUGCCGCCGGAAGUGCAGACCAGAAGCCUCUCGUCCCUCUGUCUCCCGCCCCCCUUUGCCACCCCCAGAGGUGGAACUCCCAAGUGGGCAGAUCGGUAGGGACCCUGAGCCUGGGGCAGGUCCACAGGCUGAGGAGUCAGCCGCUGUCUCAUCCCCUGCACCUGUGAGCCCCACAAGGAGACGAGCCCUGGACCGUUACCUCACCCUCCGGAGCUCUGGAUGGAUCCCAGAUGGACGAGGUCGAUGGGUAAAAGAUGAGAAUGUUGAGUUUGACUCUGAUGAGGAGGAACCCCCCGAACCCCCUUUGGUCUGACACCCACUUUUCCCAUUUAGUUCACAAAUAAACACAGUGGGCGCUGGGAGCCUAACUUGC
Rhinolophus ferrumequinum (greater horseshoe bat) is the source of this 866-nucleotide messenger RNA. It is a transcript of the gene SCNM1, whose product is annotated as sodium channel modifier 1. The transcript is spliced from 7 exons. Gene Ontology annotation, cellular component: nucleus. Bases 114 to 806 code for a protein of 230 amino acids. Lineage: Eukaryota; Metazoa; Chordata; Mammalia; Chiroptera; Rhinolophidae. Gene Ontology annotation, biological process: RNA splicing. The record is from RefSeq and is a predicted model, not a curated record.